Messenger RNA from Dicentrarchus labrax (European seabass), 2971 nucleotides. RefSeq names its product G protein-coupled receptor 45 (gene gpr45). NCBI's taxonomy places the organism in Eukaryota, Metazoa, Chordata, Actinopteri, Moronidae. Gene Ontology annotation, cellular component: membrane. The coding region runs from base 776 to 1936 and encodes 386 amino acids. The record is from RefSeq and is a predicted model, not a curated record. Gene Ontology annotation, molecular function: G protein-coupled receptor activity. Gene Ontology annotation, biological process: G protein-coupled receptor signaling pathway. The transcript is spliced from 4 exons.
AUAUUUUGGCAUCUUGGCAUAAAAAAGCGUACCAUCACAUUGCAUACCAUUUACUCAUUAUUAAGCAAUACAGGUAGAAUUACAACAGUAGCCUUCUGGGAGCACCGCAGCCUUUUUAAAAUAUCUCAGCUUCUAAAUAAACGUAUUUUGUGCAUUGCUCCUUUAAAUCAGCGACCACCUGCUCUUCUGGCGUCAGCAUCAUCCGCAGGCGGCACGAUGGCGAUCGAUACGGCAGUGAAAUGUUCAAAGUGGGAUAUUUUAGGAAAAGCUCGACAUGCACAGGAUGAGAAACACGAUCACUGAGCAGACAGGCUCGACGAGGGACAUGAAAGCUGAUAUUAAAUGUAACGGAAAGUGUCUUAUCAGCCAUUUGAGCAGAGCAGCAGAGUAAAACCACCUGUUUUUUUUAACUAAGCAGCUAGGAGCCCCCUGCAGGUGCCAGUCCACCUGAGAGGACCACACCCGAGACCUGAAGGCCAGAAUGACCUCAACAGAUCGUUAACGUCUGCACUGUCCCACCAGCAGGAGCAGGAGGUGGAAACCAUAGCAACAGACAUGUCCUGUGUGUGUGUGAGGAUGCCUCUCUGUUUUAUCAAAGUUGCAUCAGAGUCUGAGGCCCAAGAAUGAGCUUCAGCAAAGUCAAUGGAAGACAGACAACUGUGUCACGGAUAUUGCCAUGGAAGAUCAACUGCUGGAAGACAACUUGAUGUGUAGACCACAACAAUAAUCAAACAUGUAUCUUUUUAUGGGCUGAUAUCCGCUGACAGUAGCUGCCAUGGCUUUCUGUAACGAAAGCCUGCUGGAGGACUGUGCCUUCAUGGAGGCGGACAAAGUGGAGGAAGCAGUGGAAAGUCUCCCGUCUGAAGCCGCGACUCCUGUCAUAUCGGUCACUCUGCGUGUGACCCUGGCAGCCAUAAUGAUCUUCAUGAUUACUAUUGGUUUCCUUGGCAAUGCGAUAGUGUGUCUGAUAGUUUACCAGAAACCUGCAAUGCGUUCCGCUAUCAAUCUCCUCCUCGCCACGUUGGCCUUUUCGGAUAUAAUGCUCUCUCUGCUCUGCAUGCCCUUCACUGCUGUCACUGUGGCCACUGCUGACUGGAGCUUUGGAAGCGGGUUCUGCCGAGCGUCCAUCAUGCUGUACUGGCUGUUUGUCCUGGAGGGUGUGUCCAUACUCCUCAUAAUCAGUGUGGACCGUUUUCUCAUCAUUGUGCAGCGGCAGGACAAGUUGACCCCACACAGAGCUAAACUGUUGAUUGCAGGUUCGUGGGUGCUGAGCCUGUGCGUGUCUCUACCAUCUGUAGUUGGGUGGAGGACAGGUGCGGCAGGUAUUGGGGGUGCCUGGGCGCCGCAGUGCGUGCUGGGAUACAGUGACUCUCUGGCAGACCGCGGCUACACAGUGCUGUUGGCAGUAGCAGUAUUCUUUGUGCCAUUUGCUGUCAUGCUGUACUCGUACAUGUGCAUCCUCAACACGGUGCGCCGCAACACCCUGCGCAUCCACAACCACACCAGUGAGCAUUCCUGCCUGCCAGCCCUCAACCAAGUCAGCAAAAUGAGACUUACCGGGCUGCAGCGGCCCCCUCAGAUCAAGGUGGACAUGAGCUUCAAGACCAGAGCCUUCACCACCAUCCUCAUCCUCUUUGUCGGCUUCUCCGUGUGCUGGUUGCCGCACACGGUGGUCAGCUUGCUGGCCGUGUUCAGCCGGCAGUUCUACUACAGCUCGGUCUUCUACCCAGUCAGCAUAGGUGCUCUGUGGCUCAGCUACCUGAAGACGGUCUUCAACCCUGUCAUCUACUGCUGGAGGAUCAGAAAGUUCAGGGAGGCCUGUCAGGAGUUCAUUCCCAAGAGCUGCAGACUGUGUCCCAGAGUGCCGGGCAGGAGCCGCAGGAGAGUGAGGCCCAGCAACAUCUAUGUGUGCAGCGAGACCCAGUCAGCUGUGUAAAACAUGGAAGACCAGUUUGCUAUCAGCUGUUUUUAACUCUUACUUUUCCUCAUAAUAAGCUAUAAGAGGCUACUAAAGUUAAUCUUAAAAGAAUAUACUGGCUGUUGACAAAAUAAUUUCACCACAAGAAUAAACUUUAAAUCUCAACUUUUAAGCCAACAUGGUUGAGAAGAUUUGAACAUUGACAGAAUAGCUACCGAAUGGACCUUGUGGUGAGAUUAUUUUGGCUGCUGCAUCCAAGAUCAACAAAGAACUUUCAGUCUCAAGAUAUACUGGUUGAUUUGACUUCAUGGACAUUAUGGUUUUUGAAACUAAUUCAAACAACGUCAUAUCCUCUAUUGUCCAUUUUCUUCUCUGUUUCAUCAUUUGUCCCUGAAGUGUUUCAUCUGUGUCACUGUUUCUUCAGACAGACUCAAUCUUCAGUCUUUGAGUGGUAGUGGUGAUAAUACUUCUAUUGUCAGUUAUGUGAUGAGUUUCACAAAAAAUGCAAACACGGUAUUAAUGUUCAUUGAUGUUCUCAGAGGGAAGUCUGUAAAAACAGAUUUUUAAUGAGGACAAUCUUACGUAAGUUGAAACUGUUAUUUUAAACCCUGAGUGUGUUAACAAAGAGGUGUGUCAGUUAUCGAGCUGUGAAUGUUUACUUGAUUGUAUUAUUGUGUCACGAUAACCAAACCAGGUAAAUAAAUAUAGUUUUUAAAGGAGGGUGCAUUGACAAACUGAAGUGCUCCGAUGAAAAACCCUUUCUAGCCAGCUGCUUUUACAAUGUAAAUAAACCACAUCGGUACAUAAUGGAAAUCGUUUCGGGUUGCUGGGAUACCAAAGACAUCUAUUCACUGUGAGUGGAUAUACAUAUACAUAUAUAUGUAUAUACUUCACUAAAGACAACACCCACAGCAGUUUGUGUAUUGAAUCAGAUUAUGUAAUCCCACAACAAUUGUAACGCUAAUGCUGAAUGGACAAAUGAAGUGGAAGAACUGUGUGUAGCAUUUUAAAUAUGUGUGGCAUUAUGAUAUUGAUAAAUUAUUACUGCAUUCA